GUCAAUACGCUCGUGCGGUGUCCCGUCAAGGUAAUAGCGGACUAUCGUAAGGCAGGUAUUUAUUGAUACUACUCGAUAAUUUUCACUCAAAGAUAAUUGACUGACUGCUGAGAAUGGCUCGGAAUUAUCCGGCAAACACGCAGAUUCAGAAAUUUUUAGAGGAAUCAUACAAUAAAGAACGAGACACGCGCUUGCAGUGGUUUUACAAACUUAAAGAUUCCAAUGGACAACUUGCCACUUCCAAACAAUCCGAAGUUGCGAGAAGGAAAAUUCAAAAUGCUCCAAAACCCGCAGAGGACAUUUUCAAAAAGCUUCCAGAGGAUUAUACUCCUCCGAAAUUCAACAAAGUGAAAUCGGACUUUAAUGCUUUCCCUGAUAUGUCUAAGGCGGAAGGAAAGCUCCAGCAGCUGGUUGCUGAGAUGCGACCCCCCUCCGCUGGUACCCGGGAAAAGUUAUACGACGGUUUUACGAAGGAGGGCAAGGGUAGAUAUCAAUAUCUGUGCGAGAGAAAUAGGAAGGGACCGGAAGAGAAAUUUGCUUUCCCUUUACUGAGUUCGUGGGAGUACGGAUGGAGACUUGGAGAUGUGAUAAAGAAAGAGGAAAUUAAAAAGCCUCCCUAUGGUCGUACCAGAAUUGUAGCGGACACUUUCUACACGCGCACUGGAAUUCCAGAUAACCCCUCGGUCAGUGUAUAAAACUCAGGAACGUCAUAAUAUAGUAUUGUUUUUUUUAAACUGUCAACAAAAGUAUUAAUUUAAUUAUUACAAUGACCACCUACUCUUCAGUAUUGUAAAAAGGAAAAAAUAGACCUCUUUCAACAGUAUUGACUUUUUUCAGUGAGUUUUUAAAGUCAUCUAUUUGUGGUGACAUUUAAAUAAUCUUUUUAUAAGCCUUGUUGUGAAAUACCUUAUGCAAAAUUGUGGAAGUAUUAAAUUAAUGAACUGUUGUCUGCUAAACGUGAUCGUUUGUUUAACACUUAUAGAACGUUAUUGUGUUUUUUCCCCUUCCAAACAGUACUUACUUGUUUUUUGCACCUGCAUUUAGCUAUUGCUCAAACUGUUAGCUCAUAACUCUGUAUGCAUACUUUGUUACUCUUUUUAUCCCAUGUGUUUGUGAGUUUGAUGAAAGUGUUUCGAUUGUGAUUAUGGAGUACAUGACUGGAAAAAGUGAACCAGCUUUUUUACUUUUCCGGGCCCUUUAUCAGUGCCAUCCGUCCAAAUUGGCAAAAGUUUAAUAUAAAUUAUUUAAGUAUAAUUAUAUUGAAUGUAUUUUUAAUAUGAAUGCUUGUAUAUAUAUAAUGUAUGGAUGAGUUUCGGCUUCAAAAUAUUUUGUACCUCUUGAAAAGAAUAUUUGUAAAUUAAAAAAAAAAUGUGGAAGUUCA
This is a messenger RNA of Saccostrea echinata, 1381 nucleotides long. Its product is annotated as protein SPMIP1-like. Lineage: Eukaryota; Metazoa; Mollusca; Bivalvia; Ostreida; Ostreidae. The coding region runs from base 114 to 695 and encodes 193 amino acids. The record is from RefSeq and is a predicted model, not a curated record. The transcript has a single exon.